This is a messenger RNA of Hyaloscypha bicolor E, 3626 nucleotides long. RefSeq lists its product as uncharacterized. The record is from RefSeq and is a predicted model, not a curated record. Lineage: Eukaryota; Fungi; Ascomycota; Leotiomycetes; Helotiales; Hyaloscyphaceae. The transcript has 5 exons. The coding region runs from base 24 to 3236 and encodes 1070 amino acids.
GUCUUGUUACAAUUGAUUGCGAGAUGGCGCCCAGCAGAUCUAAUCGACCACGAGCAGCGAGCUCCUUCGGAUAUGUACCACAUACGCACAAGAGGGAUCAGGAUGUCCACAUCGAUAUGCAGUACGCCAAACACAGCGUCCAUGAUCCUCUACAAUUUGCGAACGAGCCAUGGAACCAUUGUGAAAACCACACGAAUUGCUACCUUGGACUGAGAUUCGAUAGACGUGAUGAAUUCAAAGAGGAAUUGAAAAAGAUGGACGAUGAAUUUAAGAGACAGCUCCAAGUUGCGGAGGACAAGGGACCAGACGAUAACGACGUUGAUGAAUUCCAACACAUGUUGAAGGAAAUGCGGGAGUCGAAUAAGGGGAAGAAAUUGGAGCGGGUGAUACACGAAGAGAAACGAAUCAAGCAGACUCGAGUCAACUUUGCCUCCUAUCCCGGAAAGCGGCAGAUGAUGGAGCGUCUAAAGGCGGCGAAGAAGGCCUGGAAAGAAGAGGUGAAAGAAAAGCGGGAAGAAUAUGUGAAGAGGGUCAAGAAACAACACCAGGCCGGUCAACACCCCAAGUAUCCCGAGAGAUGGAAUCGCGAUCAGAAACUGGAUCUCGAACUGCUUGAGCGUGUCAAAGACUGGAACGUGGAAGACGAACCGGAGGACGAUACUAUCAAGCCGAAGCCCGAGAAUGAAUAUGGAUUCAAAGCGUGCGCAAUCUAUUUCAAGAAGUCGGAUGAUGGAUGGCAACCGGAUACACAUAACCAUCCGAAAUUCAAAGAUGGAAAGUUUCCGAACCAAAAGAUAUCAGUUCAUGACUUGAUACAGCCUUCGUCGGGCGCCUACAUGAAUCCGUUGAGCGAACCUUGCGGUGAGGAUCGGUUGCGGUACUUUCAUUUUCCUUCGAACAAUAUGCGCUGGAUUGAGGAAGCAAUGGCACGAUACUACGACGAGGAUUCUGGCAACCAUAGCGAUACUCAGGUGCAUAGCAAGAAAUCGUCAAAAGCGGAGAAACUCCUGUCGAGAGAGUAUUGGCGAGGCCAGUUACAUGGUGGCGCUGGAGUUACGGGAAAUAGCAUCGCUGGUCCGGUGCAUGCUAGGCAUAUGAGGUCCAGGUGUUCUCUCAUUCCCCUAGCCACUUCAUCCGGCGCCUGGACACAACGAGGGCGCACUCCCAAAGCUGCCUCUUCCCCCAGUAAUCCCCUGGCACAGCCUCCCAGGGUCAAGGCCAAGAAUUUUGCCAUAUUUCUCCCGUAUCUCCACUGGGAGACAAACAGUCGCAGAGCUAAAAUGGCUCAAGUCAUCAAGGAAGUCACGAAAGAGCUCCAAGCGAAAAAGGCCCAAGAAGAGCGGAGAUUGACUACUAUCCCACGCGAAGAGACGCAAGAAAAGCCAGAAAGAGGAUGUCUACUUUGGAGGAAAGACCGGAAGGCCGAGGAGAAACUCAAGAAAGAGAUAGAGGCGGACGGUAAAGGCGACCAAACUGGGACUGAGAAGAAGGGUAUGUUUGAUGUGGUGACGAAAUGGAAAAGUGCAAAGAACGGAAAGAGCUUGAUAAGGAAGAAGAGAUGCAAGCUCGGAAGAUACUUGUUGGCACUCGCUCAAGUGGCCGACGCCAUGGACUACGAAGCGGAUGAAAGGUUGUUACGAGAAAACCUCCAUCAUAACCCUCCGCUGCACAUUCGAAGAACUCUGGAUCAAUCGUACUUCCUGACCCUCGAAGACACAUCCGUUCGCGACAAGGAUCAAGUCGUUUACAGGGAGACAAGAGAAGGUCGGAGUUUCCACACACGCAAUACCAGGGUCGUGAUGGUAGAUCAACUGUGGCUCUGGAUACUCGACGGCAACACAAUCAUCACUUCCUUUCCUCGGCGCUGGGGAAGAAACAAGCCUGAUCCUUCUGGGGUGCACAAAUCGCUUCGUGAACGAUUGGAAAGCACUCCCGAGGAAGAAAUCCAAUCAGUGUACGACCUGGCUUUGGUCAUCAUUGAUCAGUGCUCCCGCGUCUUCUUCGAUCGCACUAAGCCUCUGGAUCAAAGACCAGAAGUCAUGGAUCUCUUUGCCUCGGCAAUUGGCAGCGUGACUGAACACACAACCAUCGCGUAUGAGUCUUUCUGGCGCAACAUGGAGAUCCGGAGUAUGAAAAUCGCCCAAAAUGGAACUAACGGCUCUGCGAAGCACUCUUACCUGGACAUCAAUCCCGAAGGGACACUGUUGCGCGAGUCCCAAGACGUGGCUGAGGAAUUGCAGAUCAUGCUGAAAAUUUACAAUCAACAACUGCAUGUCGUUCGCGACUUCCGAAAAAUCCUCGGCCACAUGAACGGAGAGUCUAAAAACGAGACUGACGAAGUUCGAACCCUGAUCAAGCUCCUACGGCAGAAUCCAAGUCUGGCAGGAGACCGAUCUAAGCCGGCCUUGCAUCAAGAAGUUGCUCUGCCUGUUCCUGAAAGUACAAUUCAGGAGGCAAACGAUUUACUCGAACUGAUUCGCAACCGCAAAGCAGAGAUCCAAGACCUGGAGGAAGCUGCUCUCCAAAGAACACAGCAGCUCCAAGGCUUACUUUUACUGAAGCAGCAACAGGCGAGUAUCAUCGAAGCGAAAGCCGCACUCGCGAGAGCAGACGAAAGUGUCAAACAAGGACGUGCCAUAAUGGCCUUUACCAUCGUGACCAUCUUCUUCCUUCCACUUGGAUUCACCGCCGCCUUCUUCGGCAUGAACAACGAGCAAAUCAACCAAGCAUCCUGGAUGACCCUGAACCAACAAAUGAAAUGGAUGUUCAGCGUCUCCACCGCUGUAAUCGUCGUAUCAAUCUCCAUCGCCUUCUCUCCCUGGACACGCGCCACCCUUACCGCAUUUGUCAAAAUCCCUAUCAUAUUCGUUCUAGAAUAUACGGGUUUAAGAGCGCUUUGGAAAUAUUAUAUAGUGGGACAUGGGUAUUUUGAAGAGAAGAAUAGGGAGAGGAUAGACUGGAUUCAUGGACAUAGGAAGAGAAAGGAAGGGAGGGAGGCUGCCGCUAAAAAGAAAGCUAUGGAAGAGGAUAAGGAUGAGAGAGCUACACACAAGUUAGUGGCUAUGUUUUUGCACGGAGAGAAGGAGCCGAAGGAGCCGAAGGCAAAGCAGGUAAGUUGGAAGAGGCCGAGUCUUAAAGUCGUUAAUGUUGGGGACAUGAUUGGCAGCAGGGCUUUGAAAGAGGAGGGGGAGGAUAUUGAGAAGGGACAUGGGACGAUUAUGGAGGAUGAAGGAUGAGUUUGGCGAAUGAUACCCCUUUAUUUGAUACGCAAAUGAUACGCAUGCCGCCAUUUCCAGGUCUUUCUUUCAUCGUUUCUAAACUUUUAAUUGUAUUGUUGUUGCGAUCGCAUUGUUUGGUCAGUGUUGGAAAUUUGCAGCCUUGGACAGCCUAGGGGUGAAGGGGUGGAUUCUGUCAAGGCGUUGCGAGAGCUGAUCAACAACUUCAAUGCAGCAAUUCGAGACAUCCGAGUGACGGACAAUCUCGCAUCGAGUCACCAGGAGAUACAGCUCUUUGAAAAACAAUUUCAACCAGAAUUUGGGAUGCGAAGUUCAGCAGAUUGAUGCUUGACAUGCUGUCUUCAGUAGUGAGUGAGAACAAAGCGUCCUCCACAGAGCAUACACACAGCG